AUGGACUUCCGGGUGCGAAUAAUACUUCUCUUCUUUUCAUUUGGCUGCCCUCUUCGAGCCCUGAAUUCCGUAGAAGAAAUCCCUCCACCGCUGCAACAAAAAUCCAUCACGAAGUCGCAAAUUCUCGAUACAGAUAAGAAAUCCAUCCACACUUCAUCAUCGUCUCCAAUCAUUUCUACAAGGAGAACAGCCGUCCAUGUUUCUUCCAAACCUAUGUCAUCGCCAGUUUUACCUUCCGAACACAAGCGGACAUCGGCUAACAGAACAGCACCUGUUAGUAUUGUGGAAAGAGAUGCAAAUUACACAAGUAUUGAGGCCGAAACUCCCAAAUUAUCGACGAAGGUUUUGAAGAAUCCGAAGACGAACGUCACUGCACCUUAUGCUGCUGCCCCAGAAUUUGAAGAUCGCAACGAGCAAGAUGAAGGUGGGAAAGGGGAGGAGGAUCCCGAUGCACAUGUCGAUGAAGGUGCUAAUGCAGCACCUCCAGCUGAUGACGUAGCGGCAGGUGAAGGCGUGGCAAAAGAAGACACGGAACCUGUGAAAGGUAAAGACAAAGACGAAAACCAGCUUGGAGCGAUGGUUGAAGACGCGAAAGGCAAUGUGCCAGUUCCUUCUCUCAACAAGAUUGAGACCAGAAUCGAUUUUGAACAGUCAGAAGAUUCGCAUUUUAUGACGUUUAUUGUUGUGGGUGGUCUUUUGGUGUUCUGUCUGUAUUUGCUACAUCACAACAAGAAGAAGAUUUUAGGGCUUAUGUUCGAAGGCAGAAGUUCUGGUCAUUCACGCAGAAAUGUUCGCUACCGAAGACUAUCUCAACGAGACGAUCACGACACCUUCAAGGAGGACGUUAUCUAUUGA
Molecule: messenger RNA, 855 nt
Organism: Necator americanus (New World hookworm)
Lineage: Eukaryota; Metazoa; Nematoda; Chromadorea; Rhabditida; Ancylostomatidae
Exons: 7
Coding region: 1-855 (284 amino acids)
Source: RefSeq, a predicted model, not a curated record